Linum trigynum is the source of this 912-nucleotide messenger RNA. The record is from the annotation of a GenBank genome assembly. NCBI's taxonomy places the organism in Eukaryota, Viridiplantae, Streptophyta, Magnoliopsida, Malpighiales, Linaceae.
UCAAUUAAUUAUUAUUAAAUGAGAAGGGUACUUUUGACAUUAUCAAUAAAUUAUUAACUUCUAAUUUUUGAUUUUGUUUUAUUUAUUAUUAUUGAAUUCUUUUUUUCCAUCUACAACACGUCUCUUCCCUUUCCCUUUUUUGCAAUGUCCAGAGAGAGAGAGAAAGCCAUGGCGGAGGAGGAGAGAGAGAGAAAGAGAAAGGCGGCGGCGCUACGCUAAAGGAGAGAAAGGCGAUGCCAACGCCGCCGAUGAUGGAGAUCUCGACGGCAACGAGGACAAUGGAGACCUCGACGGCGCCGACGAUGUUGGAUAGCGGAAAAGGAGAUCGCGACAGAGGCGGCAGGCUUGGAGAGAGAGAGAGCAGAUCUAGCCGUCAUCGUCGGAAAAUAGAGGAGAGAGAGAGACAAUGGUGGAGGAGAGAUAGGCAAUGGAGAGAGCGUGUCGGCACGGUGGAGGAGAGAGAGGCGGUGGCGAUGGAGAGAGAGAUGGAAACGGCAGUAGAGAGAGUCAGCGGCGGCGGCGGUGGAAAGAGAGUCGACGGUGGCGACAACAGUGGAGAGAGAGGGAAGAACAAUGAUUUGUAAUGCAAGUGUUGUCGGUUUGUAUUGUUAGUAUUUUUGUACAUAAUGUGAGUGUGAUUUGUAUGGUUUGUAUGUUUUGUAAAAUGACAAAUAUGUUGGACAAAAAUAACAAAGCUUACAAACAUUACAAAACAACUUGACAAACAUUACAAAAUAACAAAGCUUACAAACAUUACAAAACAUACUAACAGUACAAAAUAACACUACUUACAAAUACAAAUCAGUAAACUUGUAUUACAAAUCAAUGAAUAGAAAGUGCACAAAUCAUAACAUAAGGUAUACAAACUACUCAAACAAACAUUACAAAUUAUAAUAUAGACAAAAUAGUCAU